Mya arenaria is the source of this 2324-nucleotide messenger RNA. Its product is annotated as receptor-type tyrosine-protein phosphatase alpha-like. Bases 62 to 1942 code for a protein of 626 amino acids. The transcript has 17 exons. Gene Ontology annotation, molecular function: protein tyrosine phosphatase activity. Lineage: Eukaryota; Metazoa; Mollusca; Bivalvia; Myida; Myidae. Gene Ontology annotation, biological process: protein dephosphorylation. The record is from RefSeq and is a predicted model, not a curated record.
ACCACCUCAAGACAACAACACAUUAAAAUGCUUACAAGAUAACCGUCAUAAAAGUAGAAUUAUGGAGACAGGUUUCGAUAACAUUUUACCAAUUACUGAUGAAACUCCAAAGUAUGAAGAAGAACAGAACUUAUACGGAAACAUACAGACGAAGGAUGCUUUUUGGAAGGCUUUAACAAUCAAAACACUACGGGAUACAGUACGACAGCUAAAACGUGAUCCUGUACCUUUGUUUAAAGAAUUUUACACAUUGCAAAUGGACUUAAAAUACGACACAAAAGAAGCACUGAAGCCAAAUAAUGUUGCAAAAAAUAGAUACAGAAGUAUCUACCCAUACGAUGCAAGUAGAGCGGUCCUUCCUUUCUUAAGAGGGGAUUCAGACUCUGAUUUCAUUAACGCAAGUUACAUUGAUGGAUACUGUAAACCCAGGAAAUAUAUAGCUGCUCAAGGACCUCUCGAAAAUACAAUAUGCGAUACUUGGAGAAUGAUUCAUUCGGAAGAUAUCAAAAUUAUUGUCAUGGUUACCAAUAUUAUGGAAUUCGGGAAGAAGAAAUGUUUCAAAUAUUGGCCAGAUGAUCGUGCUACUUACGGAAAGUGUAAUGUCAAACUUGACCAAAUUGAAGAGUACGCUGACUUUGUUGUUAGGCAUUUCACAUACAACAUGGAAGGACCAAGAUUCGAACGAAAAUUGAUUCAGUUUCAAUACACAUCAUGGCCCGACAUAAAUGUACCAGGGACGGCUUUAUCUUUAGUGCAAUUCUGGAGAAAAGUUCGACAAAGCGAACUUGUCGAAUACACGCCAUGGAUGGUCCAUUGCAGUGCCGGUGUAGGAAGGACUGGAUCCUUCAUUGCAAUAGACUACCUCUAUGAACAAGGAAAGGUUGAUGGGAAACUGAAUAUUCCAGACACUGUGAAUGUUUUAAGGGAGCAACGAAUGAACAUGGUACAGACAAAGGAGCAGUAUCUGUAUCUUCAUGAAGUUAUUACGGAACUGCUAGACCCCAUUGGACAGAUUGUCAAUCCUGAAAAGGGUAUGAGGUUACAGUCAACUGUGAACGAAUACAAUACACUGAACAAGGAGUUUAAAGCAAUAACAGAAUCGAUCGUGAGUGUGAAAACAGUGGAAGGCGACUGUGAUUUGAACAGAAUGCCGGACGGUCUAUUACCGGAAAACAUAUGCAAAUCAAUUGAUAAAAAUGUCAUACCAGAUGACAUGUACAGACCACUUCUUUCGUCUGGAAAUGAUUUCAUAAAUGCUGUGUAUAUUCCGACUUACCGAGAAAAUGAAAAGUAUAUUGUGACGCAGUUUCCGUUGCAAAAUACUGUUAAUGACUUUGUACGGCUCUUGUGGGACCACAACAUUCUGGAUGUUGUUUUACUUGACGAAGAAAACGAAGAGCGUCAUUGCUAUUGGCCCCACAACAAGAAUCCCCUUUGUUUGGGACCAUUUGUCAUCAGUCUUUUAUCUGUGGAUGAUGCAACGAACUGGACUACUCGAAUAAUAGAUAUAACGCUUGCAGAAAAGCGUCAAAGCAAAAAAACGGUGGUACAUCAGUUCACAGCGUGGCCUGAUGUGAAUCUUUGUGAAGAAGACACAUUGGCCAACUUCCUCCAGAAGAUCAGCAGUAUUGCAGGACCUGUUGUUGUUCAAUGCCACGAUGGGUACUCGCGGAGUGGUCUGUUUGCAGCACUUUUGUGCACUGUCGACCGAAUAAAGACCGACAAUGAAGUUGCAAUAGCGGACACGGUCAGGCUCGUGAAACAACGGCGCAAGGCGGCUGUUACAAACAUGGAGCAGUACACAUUUUGUCAUGAAGUAGUCGUUGAAUACCUUAAGAGAAGAGAAAAACAUACGGAAGAAAAAGAAGAUCAACAGUACGUAAAAAUGACAAAUCCUGCUUUCAAACAAGAGAUUACUGUACAUAAAAGUGGGACAAAGUGAUUCAAUGUGUUAAAGUAGUUGCAUAACCAUGGUCGUGUUAUUACAAUCACAAAACUAGUGAUAGAGGACAAAUUUAAAAUUGACUACUCAUGAUCAUAUGAAAACCAAGACACAAAAUACGUGUUUUUAAAGAGUUAGUAAUCCACAGUGUCAUAAUUCAUGUUAGACUCCGAAGGUUAUUUUUACUACUUGAUUUGAAAUCUUGUUAAAUAUCAGGUAUCACAUGUUGUAAAUAGAGCGUUAUUCCAUAUUGAUCUGUAUAUGAAUUAUAUUUACACUCGAGUCCCGCUUUUAAGGAAAACACUUUCCGAAGAAAUAUGAAAUGGCUGUUAAACCAAAAAAUAGAUACUAACAGAAAUAUAAAAUGAAACAUUCCUGAGAC